Gordionus sp. m RMFG-2023 is the source of this 883-nucleotide messenger RNA. Its product is annotated as GPI ethanolamine phosphate transferase 1-like. Gene Ontology annotation, molecular function: mannose-ethanolamine phosphotransferase activity. Lineage: Eukaryota; Metazoa; Nematomorpha; Gordioida; Chordodea; Parachordodidae. The record is from RefSeq and is a predicted model, not a curated record. Bases 12 to 737 code for a protein of 241 amino acids. Gene Ontology annotation, biological process: GPI anchor biosynthetic process. Gene Ontology annotation, cellular component: endoplasmic reticulum membrane. The transcript has 6 exons.
AAAAAUUUUAAAUGAAUUAUCUCAUCUUAAUGGUAAUUCAUGCUAUAUUUAUAAUCUCAAUAUUUGAUCUGUAUAUAAAAUCUCCAUAUAUCAAUAAUCUAAAACCAAUAAAUUUUAUAAAAUCUCCCAUUUGUAAAAGAUUAAUAUUAAUUGUGGCAGAUGGCCUUAGAAGUGCCACAUUAUAUAAUGAAACAUCUAUGAAUUCUACACAAUUCCUUAAAAAUAUAUGUAUGAAGGAAGGAUUAUGUGGAGUUUCUUUAACCCAUGUUCCUACAGAAUCUCGCCCAGGCCAUGUUAGUAUAUUUGCUGGAAUUCAUGAAGAUAUAACAUCAAUAUUUAAAGGUUGGAAGGAGAAUGCCAAUACAUUUGAUACAAUUUUUAAUGAAAGUUUUUAUUCCUGGUCAUGGGGAAGUCCAGAUAUUAUGAACAUUAUUAAUAAACAUACUUCCAAUCACAAUAGUGAAACUUUUUCCUAUCAAUCAAGUUUUCAAGAUUUCUCAAUGUCUGACUCAUAUUAUUUAGACCAAUGGGUAUUUGAUAAAGUGAAAUAUUUUUUAGAAAUCGAAGUUCAUAAAAAUCAAACUUUAAACAUGUCAUUGAAUAAUGAUCAUAUCAUAAUGUUUUUACAUCUUCUGGGCAUGGAUAUGAGCGGUCAUAUCAAUAAACCUCGAUCCAAAACAAUGGGCGAUCGGGUGAAUUUUACAUAUUCUUCUGGCGAAAUAUUUUAUUUAUCCUAAACAAACAAUAAACAUUGAACAAGUUGAUAUUGCACCAUAUAUAUCAUGUUUAUUGGGAAUACCUACCCCUCUUAAUUCUUUGGGGCGUUUACCAUUCGAAUUAUUAAUUAAUCCACUUUAUCAACAACAAUGUUUAUUGGGUAACA